Drechmeria coniospora is the source of this 2661-nucleotide messenger RNA. Its product is annotated as chloride channel protein 3. Gene Ontology annotation, biological process: transmembrane transport; chloride transport. Gene Ontology annotation, cellular component: membrane; Golgi apparatus; early endosome. The transcript is spliced from 7 exons. Gene Ontology annotation, molecular function: voltage-gated chloride channel activity. The coding region runs from base 1 to 2661 and encodes 886 amino acids. Lineage: Eukaryota; Fungi; Ascomycota; Sordariomycetes; Hypocreales; Ophiocordycipitaceae. The record is from RefSeq and is a predicted model, not a curated record.
AUGGCCGAUUCGGAGGGGGACCUUCACAUCUCCCAGCCGACCUCUCCCCUUACCCUGCGCCGACCCUUUCCUAUAAACACGAGGCACGCGCAAGGCUACGAACCAGACGAGCGGUCACCGCUGCUGCGGGCCUCGAGAUCCCGCGUCCGCAUACACAGCGGCAGCAACACCCCCCGAGCUCAGCUUCUGUCUCGCAAUCAAAGCUACACAGGCAAGCACCCGCCCCCCGUUGCCCGCCAGAUGACUCGGCAACGGCCUCGCAGCAUCCGCAGUGCGCGACAUCACAGCAGACGCGGAUCGUGGGGACAGCGGCUCAUCUCGGCCCUUUCCGAGCCUCACGGCCCCUUGUCAGAGUCCAAAGGCUCCCUCUUCCCCGACGAUCGGGUGUGGUACGACCAGUUUACCAGCACCGACUGGGUCCACGACACCAUUGCCGACUCCCACCGGGUCAAGGCUCUGCGGAGCAGAAGGGACUUCUUGGGCCGCAUUCGGGUGGCCCUGGACGGUGCGCAAGGAUGGAUUCUGAGUGCGCUCUCGGGCUUCGUCGUCGCCCUGAUCGCCUACACGGUUGACGUGGCCGAGUCGACCGUCUUCGACUUCAAGGACGGCUACUGUGCCGGCGCGUGGUAUCGUGACGAAAAGCGAUGCUGUCCCCACGGUGCCUGCGAUUCUUGGAAGAGUUGGUCUCAGACGUUUAGCCAUCUGCCCAUGGGAGAGAAGUGGAUCAAAUUCUCGGCCUACAUGGUGUGCGUCGUCGGAUUCGCCUGCCUCUCCUGCUGGGUAGCCCUCUGGACCAAGACGGUGGUGCCGUCGGCCUACCAGCUGACGACGCUCGACGAGAACUUGGCGGCGGAAAAUCUACUGCCGCCCCCUCACGACAUUUCUUCCGACGACAACGCAAGCCCGAGGCAACGGUACGACCUCAUCAAGGAGAGCCCCCCGAUGGUGUACUACUCGGCGGCCGGGAGCGGCGUGGCCGAAGUUCGCGUCAUCCUCAGCGGUUUCGUCCUGCACGGCUUCCUCGGCUUCAAGACGUUGGUCAUCAAGAUGGUCGCCUUGGUCCUGAGCGCAUCAUCCGGCCUCAGCCUCGGCAAGGAAGGCCCCUAUGUCCACAUGGCCUCGUGCGUGGGCAACAUCGCCUGCCGCCUAUUCACAAAGUACGACCGAAACGAUGCCAAGAGGAGGGAGGUGUUGUCGGCGGCGGCGGCGGCGGGCGUCGCCGUCGCCUUCGGCGCCCCCCUCGGCGGUGUCCUGUUCGGCUUGGAGGAGGUGGCCUACUUCUUUCCGGCCAAGACGCUCUUCCGCACCUUCUUCUGCUGCAUCAUCGCCGCCCUGUCGCUCAAGUUUCUGAACCCCUACGGCACCCACAAGGUGGUCAUGUUCGAGGUCCGCUACCUCGUCGACUGGGAAUACUUUGAGCUCAUCAGCUUCGUCUUCGUCGGCAUCCUCGGCGGCGCCAUCGGCGCUCUCUUCAUCAAGGCGUCCAAGCACUGGGCCCAGAGCUUCCGCCGCGUCUCCUUCAUCAAGGCGUAUCCCCUCGUCGAGGUCUUCCUCGUCGCCGUCACGACGGGCCUGAUGAGCUACUGGGGCGCCUUGACGAAGCUCCCGGUGACGAAGCUGCUCCUGAACCUCGCGUCUCCCUGCGACGGCACGUCCGAGGCGAGCCUCGAGGGUGGCAUCGGCCUGUGCCCCAAAUCCGUCGACGACAUCCCGCCCAUCAUUCUGACGUUAUUCACUACCUUCCUCAUCAAGGGCUUUCUUACCAUCAUCACCUUUGGCAUUAAAGUGCCCGCGGGCAUCUACAUCCCGUCGAUGGUGGUCGGCGGCCUCAUGGGCCGCAUCGUCGGCCACCUGAUGCAGUGGUGGGUGCUUGCCGCGCCAGACUUUGGCCUCUUCGGCAGCUGCGCGGCGGCGGCCGACGGGACGUGCAUCCAGCCUGGCGUGUACGGCUUGAUCGCGGCCGGCGCGACCAUGUGCGGCGUCACGCGCCUGUCGGUGACGCUGGCCGUCAUCCUGUUCGAGCUGACCGGCAGCCUCGAUUACGUUCUGCCCUUCUCGCUCGCCAUCCUCGUGGCGAAGUGGGUUGCCGAUGCGAUGGAGCCCCUCAGCAUUUACGACCUCCUGACGAGCAUGAACUCGUACCCCUUCCUCGACAACAAGCACAAGCCCGUCUUCACCGGCGACCUGACGGACAUUGUGCCGCGCGUGCGGCGGGAGCGGAUCAUCGACAUCACCAACUCGCCGCUCGUGCCCGCGACGAGCCUGCGGGCCAAGCUCGAGAUCCUGCACAGGGCCGGCGAGCUCGACGGCGGGCUGCCCAUCGUUCGGCACGAUGUCUUGGUCGGGCUCAUCCCGGCGCCGGAUCUCGAGUUUGCCCUCGACCAGCUCGUGGACGAGGUCUCGAGUCUUUGCCUCAUGGAUCGGGUCCCACGCGUCGACGAAGACGAAGGGGACGGCCCGGACCGCACCGACUUCACGCAGUUCAUCGACCCCGCUCCGGUCUCGCUCGACAUUCGUUCGCCCAUGGAUCUCGUGUACGAGUGCUUCGUCAAGUUGGGGCUUCGGUACAUUUGCGUGUUGAGCGAAGGCAAAUAUGCCGGCAUGACACACAAGAAGACGUUUGUCAAGUACAUGCGCGAGCUGCAGGAGGGUGAGGAGUAG